Messenger RNA from Aphis gossypii (cotton aphid), 1737 nucleotides. RefSeq names its product death-associated inhibitor of apoptosis 1-like. Bases 101 to 1267 code for a protein of 388 amino acids. Gene Ontology annotation, cellular component: nucleus; cytoplasm. The transcript has 6 exons. The record is from RefSeq and is a predicted model, not a curated record. Lineage: Eukaryota; Metazoa; Arthropoda; Insecta; Hemiptera; Aphididae.
CAAGAACCUGAAAAAAGACACGCAUUUAAUGUCUUAAAAAAUCUGAAACGCACAGUGGUGUCAGACUGGUUUUGGCGGAGUUAUUGGAAAAGUACCACAAAUGAAUAAUGCAAAUGGAAAAAAUACUGUUCUUAAAAUUUUUGAGGAUAAAGAUGAAAAUGGAUUGCUUGGAAUCGCAACUAAUAAUUGUGAUCUUGCUCAAAAAGGCUUAAAUAAAAAAAAUACAGUUAAACCUGGACCCUGGACCAAACCUAAAAAGACUCGAUCAAAAGUUCCUAAACCUGUACCAACUAUUGAUUUUGAAGGACAUUUUAAGAAUCCUAGUCCCUAUGGCUUAACCAGUUUAGAAGUAAAAAUGAUUGAAGAUAAGUUACAUGAUGAGGGUAUUGUGCUAUUCAUAAAUCCUUUAUUUUAUGAAACAAUGGUUUCCUUUAAUGCCCGCCUCAAUUCAUUUAAUAGAUGUGUGAUAUUAUUGCAACUAGAUAUUAAUGCAGUAUGCAAAGCUGGAUUUUUUUAUUCGGGCAAUGGUUAUACUGAUAGUUUGACUUGUUUCUAUUGUGGUGUUACUACCUUUCAAUGUUAUGAAGACUUUGAACCAUGGGAAGUACAUGCCGAAAUAUCGAAAACUUGUAAUUAUUUGUUUUUAAUGAAAGGCAAAAGCUUUUGCGACAGGGUGAAUGCCUUGAAAAGCGAUGAAAUAAAAUCCAAUCAACUGGAAUUAUUCAAGUUGAUUGUUGCGAAGAAAAAUAAACUCACUCUCAAAUCAAAAAUGAGUAUACAAUCAACAAAAAAGCAUUUUAAGGAGAUAAAAAUUACCAAAAUAUUAUCUGAUAAAAUUGAGGAGCAUCUUUUUCAAAAACUAGCACCUAAUUUAUUGCCAGAUAACAUGUUAUGCAAAAUUUGCUAUAGGGAAGAAAUCGAAAUUGCUAUUGUCCCUUGCGGUCAUGCUAUUGCCUGCAUUGAAUGUGCUUUAUCGUGUGAUUAUUGUUCUAUGUGUAGAAUGGCAUGCACAAGAUUAAUGAGAAUACAUUUAUGUAUGAAUAAAGAAAGUGAUGAAAAUCUCAAACUAAAACCGAGCACUUCAAAAAUGUCUUCAGGCGAUGAAUUGAACCCAAAGCUUUGCAAAGUUUGUCUUAAAGAAGAAAUGUCAACAGUAUUUUUACCUUGUAGACAUGUCUAUUAUACCUGUGUCAAAUGUGCAGAAGAAACGAGUGAGUGCCUUGUUUGUAGAGAAAAUGUCUAUUCUUUUAUUAAAAUAUACUUAUAAGCUUUACAUAAUACAUAUGUUUUUUAUUUUUGAGACUUAUGUCUACUAAUAAAAUGACACAUUCUUAAUAAUAAACAAAGUACAAAAUAAUAACAAUACAACUUAAAGAGUUUCAUAAUUGUAAAAUAAAUAUUUAUUAUCUGUAUUUUUAUUAUUAAUAGUCCUCAUUAUUGUAUGUCUGACUAGAAAUACCUUAUUGUUUUUAGGUAAGUGUUAACAUUUAAUGCAUUAAUGAAUCAUUUUAUAUAACUUAUUGUUUUAGUUUUUUAAGUAUUAAUUUAACUUGUGUAUUAUAUUUUUUUUUGUGGUGGUCGAAGUCGGUUAAAUGAAUGGUCCAAGUAUACUUUCUAAAAUAUACCUAAUUGAGAUAUUUUUGAAAUAUAAAUAUAUUUCUUGGGUGUGAUAGAACACUAUUUCUUAAUUUUAAAAAUUUUUACACUGACUUGAACCACACUUUAAUUAUAUGUAGA